Paramecium sonneborni is the source of this 1238-nucleotide messenger RNA. The record is from the annotation of a GenBank genome assembly. NCBI's taxonomy places the organism in Eukaryota, Ciliophora, Oligohymenophorea, Peniculida, Parameciidae.
AUGAAAGUGGGUAUUUUAGGAGGAUGUUGUUCAUAUUUGAGUUAUUUGGUUUGGAAUAAUUAUACAAGCAAUUAAGUAGAAUUGUAUUCAUUGAAUACUGAAUUGUAGAAUCAAAUAAUCGAAAAUUGUCCAUCACUUACAUCUUAUAGACCUCCUGCAUUUUACUGUGGAUUUCUACAUACUGUAAUACCUACAAUAUCAAGACCAAAGGAGAAACACAUAUCAAAUUUAGAAAAGAUUGGUGAUACAGGAAUUUCAGUAGAUUUUGUAGACAAGGGAUAAUAGAUUAAUUGUGAUUAACCUUUAUUAUUGAUUAUCCCUGGAUUGACUGGAAAAGUCUAAAAUGGGUAAGAGUGCAUCCUUAAUCAAAUAGAUAUGUGAAUAGUCUUAUUACUUAAGCUCAUCAAUAUGGUUUUAACAACAUUUGCAUAUACACUUAUAGAAUGUUAUCAAAAGAAGCUAAUUUCCUCUUUGUUCCUCCUUAUUAAGAUUAUGGAAUUGAUUUAUAAGGAAUUGAUUAAUAAUAUUUUCGUAAUGAUGUUAUUACAGGAUAAACUACUAGAGUUGAUUUAGCUGCUGAUUUACACUACACACUUAAAUAUUUAAAAUAAAAAUACAAAUUCAAAUAAAUAUUAGCUAUUGGUUGUUCCUAUGGAGGUGUUUAAUUAGGCAAUUAUUUAGGUAGAUUUUAAGAAGACUCUUAUAUUGAUGCAGGUGUUACAAUCUGUUCACCACAUAAUAUUACUGAAUCAGAAAAGAAUAUAUCCACUAUUAUGGAUCUUACUAUGACUUAUAUUCUAAGAAGAGGAUUAAAAAUUAAUAAACAUUUAUUUGAUGAUCCUCAAAACUAUCCUAAGUAAUGGUCUCCUUAAAUAUCUAAAGCUAUGAAUUCUUUGUUUGUUCAUCAAUUUGAUAGAUAUUAUACAUCUUAAGUCUAUGGAUAUAAAUCUGAAGUUGAAUAUUAUAAGCAUUUCUCAUCCUCUUAUAGAUUUCCAUAAAUUAAAAUUCCAAUGUUAUGUAUAGCAUCUAAAGAUGAUUAUGCUGUUAAUAUAAAAGCUUUAUCUUUAGAUUAAUUAAUUUAAAAUAAGUAAACAAUAGUAUGUUUAGCUAAAACAGGAGGACAUAUCGGAUUUUUAGAAGGAUUUAAUGCAGAUAGUACUUGGUUCCCAAAACCAGCUUUAGAAUUUUUAUAAUAUUUUACAAAGGAAUAAGAAAUGGAAUAAUAUAAAGGUUAAUGA